Messenger RNA from Dendrobium catenatum, 1960 nucleotides. RefSeq names its product AT-hook motif nuclear-localized protein 16-like. The record is from RefSeq and is a predicted model, not a curated record. The transcript is spliced from 2 exons. Gene Ontology annotation, cellular component: nucleus. Gene Ontology annotation, biological process: vegetative to reproductive phase transition of meristem. The coding region runs from base 344 to 1222 and encodes 292 amino acids. Lineage: Eukaryota; Viridiplantae; Streptophyta; Magnoliopsida; Asparagales; Orchidaceae. Gene Ontology annotation, molecular function: minor groove of adenine-thymine-rich DNA binding; DNA-binding transcription factor activity.
ACCAAACCACUCUCAGCCUUAGCUCUCUCUCUAAUCCCUUUCUUACUUUGACCUAACCCUUCUCCAAUCCCUACUGCUCUUCUUCCCCUCUCCUAAUACCCCAACCACAAAUCUCUCGUACCCAAAUCGUAGAAGAAGCUUUGAUUGAUUCUUCUGCAAUGAAGAAGACGAAGACGACCAGCAUGUACGACAAGCUACUUACCAAGCUCGUCUUUGCCAGCCGGUAAAAGGCAAAAAGGGAGAGCCAGCCAGACAGCCCGCCGUCUUCCUUUUCCUGACGUACCUUUUAAACCUGAAAGCUUAGAGAAAAAGAAAUUAAGCGAGUGAUCGAUCAGUUGGAAUAAUGGAUCCGGUCACCGCUUCGCCGCAUGGCCACCACCUCCCUCCUCCCUUCCACCACCGCGACUUCUCCCUCCCGUUUCACCAGCAACUGAUCCACCACGCGCCCGCACCGCACCUGAAUCCGCACCCGAUUACUCUGCAACCGAAAUCCGAAGACCAGCUUAGCACAACUCCCAGCUUAAUCUCUAAACCGAACAACGAAGAAGGCAACAGCGACGAACCGGCGAAGCUGGAACCAAGUGCCGAUAGCGAAUUAACUCGCCGCCCUCGCGGCCGCCCUUCCGGAUCUAAAAAUAAGCCAAAGCCACCGAUAAUCAUCACGCGCGACAGCCCCAACGCCCUGCGCUCUCACGUGAUGGAAAUCUCCGCCGGUUGCGAUGUCGCCGAAAGCCUCGCCACUUUCGCAGCCCGCCGCCAGCGCGGCGUCUGCAUCCUCAGCGCUUGCGGCGCCGUCAUCAACGUUACUCUCCGUCAACCCGGUUCAUCGGCCUCCGUCGUCACCCUUCACGGCCGCUUCGAGAUACUAUCCCUAUCGGGAUCUUUCCUCCCUGCUCCGGCGCCGCCGGAAGCUUCCGGACUCGCCGUGUACCUCGCAGGCGGACAGGGACAGGUGGUUGGCGGAAGCGUUGUGGGUGCGCUGAUUGCGUCGGGGCCGGUGGUGGUUAUGGCAGCUUCGUUUGGGAACGCGGCGUAUGAAAGGCUGCCGCUUGACGAAGAAGAAGCGGCAGUGGGGUCACCGGGGAUGGCGGAGCAGAUGCUGGAAAAUUCUGGAAUUCCGCCGUCGCAGCUUUUUCAGGCUAUGGCGCCGAAUCUUCUGAAUAACGUGCAGAUGCAAGGUGAGGCGUACGGGUGGGCCAACGGCGGCCGGACUCCGUUUUAAUUUGCUUUGUUUUAAUUUCUUGCUUAUUUUUGUCUAGUUUCGAUCAGGGUUAUGGUUUUUGUGUAAGAUGAUAAAGGAAUGUGUAAAUUGAACUAUGAAUUGUUGGUGUUGGCUAUCUAGUAUUCGACGGGGAAGGGAAAGGAGGAUUCUUUUCUUUUCUGUAACUUGGUUGCAGGAGAUAAUUGUUGGGAGAAGGGAAGUGACAGAGAAGAUGCAGAGAAUGGAAGAAUCAUUCGCCUUUCUCCUUUAUUUCUUUUUCAGUACUUCAGUUUCAGUAUGUAUAUGUCAAAAAAGCUGGAGAGAGAUCGCUGGAGAAAGCUAGCUAGGUUGCAAGAGAAAGGUAGAGGGGAAGAGGAAGAAGGAAUUGAAGUACUUGAACAGCUUGAGUGACCAUCUGGUUGAGGAAGACGAUUGCUCUCUAUCUAUUUCUUCGUACCAACAGCGCUGAGCAUUCCCGUUCUCUAUUUCUGCUAAAAUUUACUCUUUUUGGGAUAAAACAUAGCCGACUGUGAGAAUCUUUGACUCCAAUUUGCUUUUCUCGUAAAAUAGUAACUGUAUUGUUAUUAUGAUAUGAUUAUCUGUUGUUGUCUUCGUCCAUGCAUAGAGAUGAACAGAGAUAGAUUAUUAUUUUUGUUAAUUUUUUAUUUUAGAAUUUCAGCAUGGUUAGGAUAAAUAAGGGGGGUGUAGAGUACACGUGCAGUCUUCUGUUAGGGGAUUCUUCUUGUUAGAGGCAAGCAU